Molecule: messenger RNA, 546 nt
Organism: Pseudogymnoascus destructans
Lineage: Eukaryota; Fungi; Ascomycota; Leotiomycetes; Thelebolales; Thelebolaceae
Exons: 2
Coding region: 1-306 (101 amino acids)
Source: RefSeq, a predicted model, not a curated record
AUGCACGCGCGAACCCGCCGGCGACGGCGCGACCUGGCAUCCGCUGUCCGAAAACCACGCGCUGCUCCUGCUCGAAAUCGUCCCGGGGCUGCUGAUCGUGACCCGCACGUCAUGUGGAGCUGUCAGCGGACGACGAGGGAUCUGAAAUGCACGCUUAUGGGCUCGCUGUUUGGCUGGGACGGGGAGAGCGGUGUUGGCGAGGGGGGGGUUGAGUUUGAGUUGGGGAUUGUGGUGCAGGCUUUUGCGAGGUUGGAGUCGGAUAAGAGGAAGCUUGUGGAGGAGGGGAAGGGGAAGAAGGGGAGGUAGGGGGGGGGGUACGCUUGUCACGCAGAUGUUGGGAGAGGGACUGGAUACGGUGUAGAGUGGCUGAGGCUUCAUAAAUGCGGGCGCUCUCGCGGGCCAUCUUCUUUUCCCUCUUGAUUAUCAGGGCUUCCGUCUCGUAAGUAAAGUACAAAUACAGGUCGAACUAUAAAUACAUUCAUCCCCAUCCUUUUCCCCCAUCUCAACCCCCUCCCUCCAUACGCCACGAAAAAGCACAUCCCAAAC